AUGAUUCUGGGCGAGUCGUCCGAGGAUCAGACUCGAAUCAAAAAGACUCUGGCAAGAACUAACAGAGUCAGCGUCUCGGAGCUGGUAAUAUCAGAGACGGGAAUGGCUCUCGGAUACUACUACCUCGCCGAGACUCAUCGCUAUUCAGGUACACCCAAAGCCUAUGUUGGAUGGCUCUACAGAUGUGCUCUGAUGCGAGAUCCAGGGCUGAAAGCCGCAGUGUUUGAUAGUCUGGCCAAACAUUACCACAUGUCUGGCAAAAUUACCCAACGUAUGAUCGCCCUACAGACGUCGUAUCUAUUGAUGCCCACCGAACAAGUCGAGAAUGCAAUCAUAGAGCUCACUAAGAUUCAUAACUUCACAUUUGACUCCUUGGCCACCGCCCGAGAGCUGCUGGAACACACAGUCAUGAUUAUACUAUGUGGAAGAUCUCCACUGUACAUCCUAGAAGCCCUCCAUAUCUGUCUGCAUGACAACUAUCGGGCUUCUGGCGACCUCGAAGAGAGACCCUCUUUCGCAGAGAUACCACAUUCCACACGUACCGCACACAAACUGUCACAUCUUUUGCCUUCAGCGCUAGCUAUGCUUGCCUACAAACCUGAUCUGGAUUGUCUGCGGAGCUACACGGCUAUAGAAUGUAUGAAUGGUCUUGUUGAGCUGUUUGGAAGUGCCCCAUUCAGUGUCUCUGACUCAGAGAAAGUGCUGCCUGGCGAUUUGCUUUUUGAGGAGCUUGAGUUGGCCUCGAUUCCUUCUUUUACAGACAUUUAUGAGCUCCGUAGGGACCUCUAUGAGCAGAUGAGUUGUCUAUGGGCCACACUGCAACGCCGAGGCCAGACUUACAAUGUCUCCUAUGACGAUUUUCAGCGUGUGCAGUGCAUUAUUUAUUUAGCCAAAUCCAAACCUGCCUUGGCCGAAAAGGGUGUGUUUGGUAAAUGA
This is a messenger RNA of Yarrowia lipolytica CLIB122, 936 nucleotides long. NCBI's taxonomy places the organism in Eukaryota, Fungi, Ascomycota, Dipodascomycetes, Dipodascales. The record is from RefSeq and is a predicted model, not a curated record.